Molecule: messenger RNA, 1845 nt
Organism: Closterium sp. Naga37s-1
Lineage: Eukaryota; Viridiplantae; Streptophyta; Zygnematophyceae; Desmidiales; Closteriaceae
Source: the annotation of a GenBank genome assembly
AUGGCUGCCACUGUCGUCCGCACCGUCGGUUCCCUGCGACUCGCUGCGAGCUUCCUGCGAUCCUCUACCUGCCGCACGACGUCUGUCGUACGCGUCGCUGUAGCGCCAUGCCGGGCGAUCAGUCACAGCCAAUCAGCGAAGCCGCGGUCACGAGGGAUCCACUCUGCAGCCAAUCAAGGCCGACCAUCCACGCGGCUCCGCGCAUUUGAGGUCUCCGGACCUGGCGCCGUGAACUCCGCAACGGCCACCGCCAUGCGAGAAAAGAUCGCCCUAGCUCUGGAGGCUGACAAUGUGACUGUUGUGGAUGUCAACGGCGACGGUCAGCACGUUAGCAUUGAGGUGGUGUCGAAGCUGUUUGAGGGGAAGCGCAGCUUGGACAGGCAGCGCAUGGUGUAUCGGGCAAUCUGGGAGGAGCUUCAAGGCGCAGUGCACGCCUGCCUCCUCUUCUUCCCUUCACCCUCACCCUCCCUUUCUUUACGCCCCUUUUUUCCCUUUGGCGCCUUCCCUGACUCUCACAGCAACCCCCCCGCUGACAAUCAACGGCCAAGAUUACUCCAACGGUGCCGUGAUCAAUUCAGCCGUGUCGCCCGCCAAUGUUGGCCGGCGGACGCUACCGGCUGGCCUCCCGCGGAGCCGCGGCGUUGCUGGGGACUUGACGGCGGCACGUUAACCCCCGACUCGGAAAACGACGGUGAUUCGGGCGGCCUUGUAACGGCCCGAGACGGCACCGCCGGCGGCGCUGCGGUCAGCAUCCGCGAAGCUGACGCGUCUGCUGCGGGUGCUUCUGGUGGUUCCAGUGCUGCUGGUGAUGGCAAUGAUAGCGCUGGUGGUGGUGCCUCCUCCUCAUCGCGCAAGCAGCAUCGGCGAUCGCACAGCAAGUCGUCUAAGUCCGUCGAUUGGUCGCUAACGCCCUGUAACUCCGUCGCGGAUUUCGCCGACCUGAAAAUGGUCGGGCGAGGGCGGUGGGCGACCGUUUACGCCGCGACACACUGCAGGACGGGUCGGAGGGUCGUGCUGAAAAUUUAUUCUGCCCGGCAUCAGACGGCUGCGAUGCAGAAGCAGGUCGAGCGGGAGAUCUGGUGUAUGCGCCAGACGCGGGGACACAAGCACGCUAUCGGCUUUCUCGGAAGCUUCGUCGACGAUGCGAGCAGGAUUGAGAGUGCGAUCGACGCGAACAGCAGGGGAGGCGGGAAAGGGAAGCACCGGUUAGGUCACGGCGCUAUUUUCCGCAAGAGUGGCGGGAAGAGCGGGAGAAAAAGCGCGGGAAAAAGCGGGAGGAAAAGCGGGGGGGAAAGCGGGAGGAAGAGCGGGGGGAAGAGUGGGGGAAAGAGCGGCGGCGGGCGGGGGAGUGUGGGUGGGGGGAGUCGGGGGAAGCACAGGCGGAAGCAGACGGUGAUCGUGGAGGAAUUUGCGGCGGGAGGGGACGUUUACCAGAGGCUGAUGAACGAGUUUUGCGGGCAGAUGCCGGAGGCGAUAGUCGUUCGCGAAAUCAUGUCGCCGCUGUUACAAAUCCUGCGAUAUCUGCACGCGAACGCCAUCAUCCAUCGCGACGUCAAACCAGAAAAUAUUCUGUUCGCCGCCGACGGGCAGCUGAAACUCGCCGAUUUCGGCCUCGCGAUCUGCACGAUGCGCGAUCUGCCCGGCGCGCGCGUCGGCACACUCGAUUACAUGGCGCCCGAGCUGCUUCAGUCUAUUCCUUCCGCUUCCGCUUCCGCUUCCGCUUCCGCGACUGCUUCUGCGACUGCGACUGCUUCCGCGGAUGGCGCUAGCGCGGGCGCCGGUAGUGCUGCGCGCGGCAGUUCCGCGGAACCCGCGGAGAUCUUCGCCACAAUCACACCCUCCUAG